AUGUUAAUCGCAUUCGUUUUAGGACUCACCGCGCUGAUCAACUACUAUGUAGUUUUUCCUAUCUUCUUGAAUCCACUCAUUAAGCAAGGUAUUCCUGGGCCUUGGCACUACAAAUUGACCAGGUUCUUCAUUUUGAAUAUCACUAGGCGGGAAAAGCGAUUAGAAACCUUACAAAAGCUACAUGAGAAGUAUGGGCCCGUCGUUAUGGUCGGGCCAAAUGAGGUUUCACUUAACUCUUUGGAUCUCGUUAAAAAGGUGUAUCUUGGAAAUUAUCCUAAGGAAUUUAAAAACAGCGAUGGUACUGUAAAGGGUUUUUACUCUCAGUUCGGGAAUUACGGAGAAACCAACAUGUUCACGAUCGGCGAAAACCGUGAGCAUUUGCAGCAGAAGAGACAAUUGCAAAAAUUGUAUUCCAACAGUAGUAUUAAGUGCUCUCAAGCCUUUAUCCGAGCAAAAGUCCUGGAAGUUGUCAAAAAAAUUGAAAUUAUUGGGUAUGGAAAGAACGUCGAAGUUGGUUCUUUGUUCACGUCUUUAGCCAUGGAUGUUGUUUCGGGGUUCAAUUAUGGCUCUAAAUUGUCGUCUACAUUUGUGAACGACCUUGCUCACACCGCCGUGGAUCUUAAUUUAUCAGAAAACCUCUUCAGCUCUUUCAGAGCAACUACCUCUAUGUGGUUUUACACCACGUUGAUGCCGUCACUUUGGGCACCGGUAGCUCGGCUAUAUGGGAUCGACAAACGUGCGGAAUUGGGAGCUCAGUGGAUAUACGACAAUUUUGCCAAGGGAAUGGAUCUGCUAGUCGCUGAAGAAAGUGUUGAUGUUGCGCAGUUCCCUUUAAAUUCUGUUAUUGCUAAAAUGUGGGAAACAGCCUCGGAGAAAAGGUACCAUAAUGGGCCUGAGAAGAUUGAUUUGACGUCUGGGGUUCCACCUUUUAAUUAUAAAGUCAGCGGCAUGACUACCAGAGACACUAACAAGAUUGCAAGCGAGAUUGCGGACCACAUUGUAGCUGGUCACGAAACCACCGGAGUGACGCUAACGUAUAUAGCCUGGGAGCUGUCGCGACCCGUUAAUUUCAUUUGGAGAGAAAAGCUCAGGCAAGAACUUCGGGGGACCAGGAGUCUCAUUUGUGAAGAGCUUGAAAAUCUGCCGGUUCUCGGUGCUAUCAUUUCGGAGUCUCUUCGUCUCCACGCGGCCAUUCCCGGUAGUGAACCCAGAUUUGUGCCCCGGGGCCAGGCACUAAAAACCACGGUCGCAGGCUGUCAGGUAGAAAUACCGGAAGGUACCAUUGUAGCGUGCCAACCCUGGACGCUACAUCGUCAGGCCGUAUUUGGCGCAAACCCCGAAAGGUUCAAGCCCGCUCGGUGGCUCCAGCAACCCGAGGAGCCUGAGCAAGAGUUCAAGCAGCGACUCAAAGCGAUGCAUAGCAAUAUGUUCGUGUUUGGGGAGGGCAACAGAAUGUGCCUUGGUAUGCAUUUGGCGCUAGCCGAGAUCAGAAUGGUUACUGCUGCGAUCUAUUCUCGUUUCGAGACAACCGUUAGCCCGGACUGGUGCCCCAUCAUUGAUUCGGAUGACACUCCCGUUAAGCUUGGCUAUGGUGCGUUAUCCACUCGGACCCGCUCUACUGACUACCACAAGAUGCCCGAUAUCGACAAAAUGGCGAUGGCCGAUAGCUACGUAACGAGGCCAAUGUUCGACGAAUGUUGGCUACGUUUUGAGCCCUUUUCAGACUGA
Lachancea mirantina is the source of this 1728-nucleotide messenger RNA. The record is from the annotation of a GenBank genome assembly. NCBI's taxonomy places the organism in Eukaryota, Fungi, Ascomycota, Saccharomycetes, Saccharomycetales, Saccharomycetaceae.